This is a messenger RNA of Aspergillus chevalieri, 477 nucleotides long. RefSeq lists its product as uncharacterized. The coding region runs from base 1 to 477 and encodes 158 amino acids. NCBI's taxonomy places the organism in Eukaryota, Fungi, Ascomycota, Eurotiomycetes, Eurotiales, Aspergillaceae. The record is from RefSeq and is a predicted model, not a curated record. The transcript has a single exon.
AUGACAACCAUCCCACCAAACGAAGAGCUAUCUCCGUAUUAUACCAUGUUUGAGUUCGCACCACAGGACUACCUUACAAACGUCGAAGGAGCCGUCCACGACCUCCCGCCUGAAUACCCAGUCUACUACUUCUUCUACGGUAUCUUAAAAACCCCCGCAACCCUGAAAAGAAUUCUAGACCUCCCAGAAGGGGGAGAGCCAAAAUUUCGACCCGCCAAGAUCAUCGGCUACGCGCUGGCUAAAUGGGGAGACUAUCCUGCUUUGAUAGACGGUGAACAGGGACAGGUUGUCUCUGGGUCUGCAUGGCUUGUACAGGAUGUAGAACAGGCACGGAAGUUUGCGUAUUAUGAGACGAAGGCGUAUAAGGUUUUCCCUUGUCGGAUUCGCUUUACGGAUGAUGAAGCGCCGGAAGUGGUGUCUGGGAGGACGUUUUAUGUAUGCUGGGGAUCAACAGACAUUGCUGGAGCAGCGGUUUGA